AGUUUGCUCCUCAUUUUCCUAUUCUCAUUUUCUCUCUCAAACCUCAAACCUCAAACCCUGUUCUGUUCUCUCUUCCUGGUUCUCUCACCCUUAUAUAUUCCUCUCCCUUCAUUAUUAGAGCACAGAAAUUAUGUGCCUGCUUUCAUUAUAGGGGGAGAGGGAGAAACAAGGGAGAGAAACCUGAAAAUUUUCAACAAAUUUCACACUCCCUGAUUCAAUCUGCAAUAACCAAAAAAAAAAAUCAACAAAAAUGGCAGUCACUGCUCACUCUCUAUCUGCUACAGAGAAGAAGCACUGGUGGCUCACAAACAGAAAGAUUGUUGAGAAAUACAUCAAAGAUGCUAGGAGUUUGAUUGCAACACAAGAACAGAGCGAGAUCGCUUCAGCUCUGAACCUUCUUGACGCAGCUUUGGCGAUCUCUCCGCGGUUGGACCAGGCUCUUGAGCUGAGAGCGAGGUCGCUGUUGUAUCUGCGGCGGUUCAAGGAGGUUGCUGACAUGCUUCAGGACUACAUUCCUAGCCUGAGAAUGGCGAAUGAGGAUCCUGUUUCAGUCUCCUCCUCUUCUGAUUGCUCUUCCCAGAAUCUUUCCAGGGAGGGAGUGAAGCUUCUCUCCUCCUCCCCUGACUCGCCGGUCCGGUACCAGAGUUUCAAGUGCUUCUCUGUCUCGGACCUCAAGAAGAAGGUGAUGGCAGGGCUUUGUAAAAGUUGUGAAAAGGAAGGGCAAUGGAGAUACUUGGUUUUGGGUGAAGCAUGCUGCCAUUUAGGCCUAAUGGAAGAUGCAAUGGUUCUUCUCCAAACAGGGAAACGCCUUGCCAGCGCGGCGUUUCGGCGAGAAAGCGUGUGUUGGUCCGAUGACAGCUUUUCACUCUCCGGCAUUCCUUUUGCCGGCGACGCCACAAACCCACCACCCACGUCUCCUCCCAAAGCCCCUCUCACGGAUUCCACCGAGAGCGUCACCCAGCUCCUCACCCACAUCAAGUUCCUCCUCCGCCGCCGUGCAGCCGCACUCGCUGCCCUUGAUGCCGGCCUCUACCCGGAAGCCAUCCGUCACUUCUCAAAAAUUGUCGAUGGCCGCCGCGCCGCCCCACAAGGGUUCCUAGCAGAAUGCUACAUGCACAGAGCCUCCGCGCACCGUUCCGCCGGUCGAAUCGCAGAGUCCAUCGCCGACUGCAACCGCACCUUAGCCCUCGACCCAACCUGCAUCCAAGCCCUCGAAACCAGAGCAUCACUCUUCGAAACAAUUCGCUGCUUACCAGAUUCUCUUCACGAUCUUGAACACCUGAAGCUUCUCUACAACUCCAUCCUGCGUGAUCGCAAGCUUCCCGGCCCGGCGUGGAAGCGCCACAACGUGCGUUACAGGGAGAUUCCGGGGAAACUCUGCACCCUCACCGCGAAGAGUCAAGAACUGAAACAGAGGCUGGCUUCAGGGGAGACUAGUAGCGUUGAUUACUACGCUCUGAUCGGAGUUCGACGUGGUUGUUCUCGAUCGGAGUUGGAGAGGGCUCAUCUCUUGCUGUGUCUCCGGCACAAGCCUGAUAGAGCAACAAGCUUCAUCGAUAGGUGCGAGCUUGCAGAUGAACGUGAUGUUGAUUCAGUGAAGGAGAGAGCGAAGAUGUCUGCAUUGUUGUUGUAUAGGUUGGUUCAGAAGGGUUACACGAGCGUGAUGGGUACAAUAUUGGAUGAAGAAGCUGCUGAGAAACAGAGGAAGAAAGCUGCAUUGCAAGCUGCUGCGGCGGCGAAUCAAGUUAAGAUCAAAGCAGUGGCGAGUCAUGAACCUGAGAUGAACAAGCCAGAUAGUAGGAGCUGCAAUGUUGUGGAAGACAAGUCUACAUUGGUGUCUUCUUCCACUGUGAAUCCGGCGGUGUUUCAGGGUGUUUUCUGCCGUGAUCUUGCGGUGGUCGGAAACUUGCUUUCUCAGGCAAGGUUUAAUCAGCCAAUUCCGGUGAAGUAUGAAGCAUUGAGCUGCUGAUUUGGAAUUAAUUUCAUCAAAAAUGGAAAAUUGGGGUAUGUUGGAGAUGUUACCGGCAGAGGGAAUCUCAGGUUUCAUUGUACAAAUGCAGAAAAAAAAAAGUUGGGAUGCCGGAAAAUUUUGUCACCUUUAUCUUUUUCUCUUUGAUUAGCUAUCUUUCUAUCUAUCAGAUGUACAGAUUAUCAGUACUCAACACUCUACUUUUGGUUGAA
This is a messenger RNA of Lotus japonicus, 2181 nucleotides long. RefSeq lists its product as uncharacterized. Bases 251 to 1969 code for a protein of 572 amino acids. NCBI's taxonomy places the organism in Eukaryota, Viridiplantae, Streptophyta, Magnoliopsida, Fabales, Fabaceae. The transcript has 3 exons. Gene Ontology annotation, molecular function: protein binding. The record is from RefSeq and is a predicted model, not a curated record.